Messenger RNA from Hordeum vulgare subsp. vulgare (domesticated barley), 1871 nucleotides. Its product is annotated as pentatricopeptide repeat-containing protein At1g73400, mitochondrial-like. Gene Ontology annotation, molecular function: protein binding. The record is from RefSeq and is a predicted model, not a curated record. NCBI's taxonomy places the organism in Eukaryota, Viridiplantae, Streptophyta, Magnoliopsida, Poales, Poaceae. Bases 1 to 1677 code for a protein of 558 amino acids. The transcript has a single exon.
AUGAUAUCCCCCAACCUCCCCCUCCGGCUCCACCACCUCCGCCGCCUUCUCGCCGCCGCGCACUUGUCCUCCCCCGCCGCCGCAUACUACUCGCGCGCAUAUUCCCCGCCGUUAAACCGAGCUCAGGCCCCGCCUCCGCCCCCGCCUCCGCCCUCGCCGCGCCAUCUCCCGGACCUCCCGGCGCGACGGUUCUCCUCCGGGCACGUCCUCCUCCCCACCAACCUCCAGGAGGAGCACGUCGCGUCUCUGUCCGACAGGAUCUACGACGCGGUGACAGAGACAGAGGAGGGCUCCAACGAGGGCACGGAGGCCGCCCUCGACGCGCUGGGCGCCGAGCUCACCACCCCGCUCGUGGCGGACGUGAUGCACCGCCUGCGCUACGAGGAGAAGCUGGCCUUACGCUUCUUCGCCUGGGCCUCCCAGCAGGACAACUACGAGCACGAGCACCGGACGUACAACGACAUGAUCGACAUCCUCUCCGGCACGAGGUACAAGUCCCGCCAGUUCGGCGUCCUCUACGAUGUGCUCGACCACAUGAAGUGCCACGGCACCAGGUCGGUGCCCGUCGAGGACCUGCUGGGCAUCCUGCGCGCCUACACCGAGAAGCACCUCGCCAACCUCAGGAAGCUGGCCAAGAAGCGGCUGGUGCGGAUGCGCACGCCGCCGGAGACCGACGCGCUCAACAUCCUCCUGGACGCGUUCUGCAAAUGCGGGAUGGUCAGGGAGGCGGAGACGGUGUUUGGUCGCGUAAGGAAGAAGCUGCAGGGAAAUGCCGAGGCGUACAACAUCCUGUUCUUUGGGUGGUGCCGCGCCAGGGACCCCAAGAAGGCCAUGAAGGUGCUCGAGGAAAUGAUUCAGAUGAAGCACACCCCAGAGAACUUCACGUACAUUGCUGCUAUUGACUCGUUCUGCAGCGCUGGUUUGAUCUCGGAGGCAAGAGAGUUGGUUGAGUUCAUGAGGACCGAGGGAUCGAAGAUAUCCUCGCCCACUGCUAAGGUAUAUGCUAUUAUGAUUGUUGCGCUAGCGAAAGCUGAUCGGAUGGACGAGUGCUUUGAGCUGAUUUCAGAUAUGAUUAAACGAGGCUGCAUGCCUGAUGUAUCAACAUUUAAAGAUUUGAUUGAAGGCAUGUGCUUGGUGGAUAAACUUGAUGCUGCUUACUGCAUUCUGGAGGAGAUGGGGAAGGCUGGGUUUCCUCCUGACAUUGUCACUUACAAUUGCUUUCUUGAGGUGCUUUGUAGUCUUCAGAAGGCUGAUGAUGCGCUCAAACUCCGCGAGAGGAUGAUAGAAGCACACUGUGAGCCCAGUGUUCAUACUUACAAUAUGCUGAUGGUGAUGUUUUUUGCGAUGAGAGAGCCACACAGGGCACUCGAUAUUUGGAUUGAAAUGGACAAGAGAGGAUGUCGGCGUGCUGUUGAUACCUAUGAAAUAAUGAUUGAUGGCCUGUUUGAUUGCGGAAGAAUGGAAGAUGCGACCACUCUUCUAGAUGAAGUAAUAAACCAUGACAUGAAACUGUCGUACAAGAAGUUUGAUUCUAUCAUGCUGCAAUUAUCAGCUGUUGGCAACCUUGGCGCAAUACAUCGGCUGUCAGAGCAUAUGAGAAAAUUUUACAAUGUCGCAAUGUCAAGACGUUUUCCGAUCACACAGAAGAAGAAGAGCAUUGGUAUUAGAAGGAGAUGAGUUCUGCAAGAUUAAUUGUUAGCACGAAUGUCAAGAGCUUAUAUGAGGUAAACACUUCCCUGGUUUUACUGCCAAGUGCCAGUCGCCAACUAUUAGUUUCCGUAUUAGACAUGUGCUGCAUUACAGUUUUGGUCAUGCCUACUUUUCUCUGAGCGAACACCUAAGUUACAUAUGGAAUGCUAAUCACAUGGACA